Didymodactylos carnosus is the source of this 1275-nucleotide messenger RNA. The record is from the annotation of a GenBank genome assembly. NCBI's taxonomy places the organism in Eukaryota, Metazoa, Rotifera, Eurotatoria, Philodinida, Philodinidae.
AUGUUAGGGACUCGGACUCGGAAUAAAUUUUUGAGGACUCGGACUCGGCUCGGACUCGGUCCCUCCCGGACUCGCCCAUGCCUGUCUUCCACAGCUAUAUGGUGGUAUACACAUAAACAUGAGUUCCUUCGUCGUACAUUAAAUCAUGCACUUUGUUCACAUAAUCUAGAUAUCAUAUUUCAAUUUCGAUACUAUAUUCUUGAUCUCUACAAUCAGUUGAUUGAAUUACGUUCUUCAUAUGUUGCCACUCCUCUUUUACGUACCGUUUUUCAUAGUCAAACAAUGAAUAAUGAUGAAUUAGAACAUUUGAAAAAACAUAUAGGCGAACUAUUGUCUGUAAAUAUAUUUAUGUAUGGGACUAUCUCAAGUAAAACCGCUUCAUCAUAUGUUAUGAAUAGUAAAGAUGGUAAUAAUUCAUCGAUAAGAACUGUUUUAUUUGAAAUUGAAUUUGAUGAAACUGUUAAGUCAUAUGCUAAUAUUCAAAAUGUAAGUUACUUAAAACAAGAUGGCCAAUAUUUAUUUUUAAUUGGUACAAUAUUUCGACUGGAAUCGUGUGGAAUAUUACCUAGUAAGAUAUGGCAUAUUAAAUUACAAUUAACCAAUAGAGAAGAGGACGAAGCAAAACAAUUAAUUAGCCAUUUUGAAAAUCUAUUCGAUGAAAAACUCACGGUUUUCACAUUGGGUAUGUUUUGGUUGAAAACAAGUUUAUUAGAAAAAUGUGACAAUGCACUAAAUUAUUAUAAUAUGCUAUUCAACGAAUAUACAACUGAUAAUGAUAAAAUGAGUAUUUAUAAUAAUAUGGCUCUUAUUUAUGAACGAAAAGGUGAUGAGUAUAGGGAAGAUGCCAAAAAUUAUUAUGAAAAAGCAUUAGACUUAGCCAACGACCGUGACUCAUUACCAUCAUCUGAAUCAGAUACACAAGCUGAAACACUUGACGUUAUAUUAAAACGACCAAUAUUAAAUAGUACUUCUCUUUCGAUAGACUAUUACAAUUUGGGUUGUAUAAUGUUACAAAAAAAGAAUUAUGAAAAUGCGUUAAAAACUUUUACCAAAGCAAAUGAACAGUUUUCCGGAGAGAAGUUAGAUCCGAUCGUAAAAGCAGAUAUUCUGAAUAAUAUUGGUUGCGCUUACUUUCGACAGAAUAAUUACGAAGCAUCAAUGAAUUAUUUCGAACAAGCAUUUGAUAUUGGAUUAAAGAUGCCAGCAGAGAACCGCUCAGCAGUUAUUACGGAUUAUCUCAACAACAUGGCAGCAGCAACUAGAAAACAACAGUAA